AUGCCCUACAACCCUACGCAGAUCCUGCUCCGAUGCGACGGCGCGCUCGACGGCUCCACCAGCGGCGACGAGACGGCCUACAUCCUCGACGGGUCGCGUCUGCUCUCCCUCGACUACGGCGGCGACGUCGGCUCCGACUCCGUCAAGAACGUGACCGACAGCUUGCCCUUCCUGGACGGGGACGGCUCCGCCUCGACGCGCACGUACGCUGCCACCCGCGCCGCCGACGGGACCGUCCUCGUCUUUGCCGGGAGCUGCGCCGAGGACGGCGGGGAGGUCUGGACGUACACGCACGAGCGUGGGUGGAAGGGCGCGGGCAUCGACGUCGCCGGCAAGGACUCGCCGUCGCGCGGUCCCUACUUCCUCGGCGGCACCGUCGCCUUCUCGUCCACCCUCGGACCCGCAAUGGACCGGCCGUCCGUGUACACCUACGGCGGCAUGUGUCCCGUCCGGACCCACGGCGACGUCGAGGCCUGGCAGUCCAACGCCAACUACACGCAGUCCAUGAUCGCGCUCCGGCCCCGCUCCGACGACGAGACGGAGGAGGGGAGCGAGACCGACGCGGACGGCACCUAUUCGCUGGGCGUCGCGUCGACAUCCGGCCCGCGGACGCCCAUGGCCGGAUUCAGCAUGACGGCCCUGACACCCGCCCAGACGAACCAGUCCGGCACCGUCACCCAGCAGGCCAGCUACGUCCUCCUGGGCGGGCACACGGAGAAGGCAUUCAUAGAUAUGAACACGGCGGCCGUGUGGAAUCUUCCCGAGGAGUCAUGGUCGUUUGUCGACGUGCAGGGUCCGGACCCGACCGACGACGACGUCGGCGUCACCGAGCUCAUGGCCGCCAAGGCAGGCAGCGACGCGAGGAGGAGGAGGAAGCGCACCGGCGCCGCCGUGGACAGCCGGUCGGGACACACGGCCGUGCUGACAGAGGACGGCCGCUCCGUCAUCGUCCUCGGCGGCUGGGUAGGCGACCUGAACACCCCCGCCGAGCCCCAGCUGGCCGUUCUGUACAUGACCGAGACGUACGACGGGUGGCGGUGGAGGAUCCCCGAGAAGCAGCCCGACGACUCGGCCGCCAUCUACGGGCACGGCGCCGCCAUGCUCCCCGGCAACGUCAUGAUGGUGUACGGCGGGAGGGAGAUGUACAGCGGCUCGUCCGCCCGGCCGGCCAAGGUGAGGCGCGACGCCGUCGUAGGCUCGCCCAGGUUCCUCAACCUGACGGACAUGUCGUGGGCAACGUCGUACAGGAACCCCGGCUCCACCGCCGACAAGGACAGCGACCCGUCUGCACCCGGGACGGCCAGUGCCGGCUCGACCCCGCGGCGGCUGGGUCUCGGGCUCGGCCUGGGCCUGGGCAUCGGUCUCCUCGCCCUGGCCGGCCUGCUCAUCUUCUUCUUCUGGCGCCGCCGGCAGCGCAAGAAGCGCCAGUCGCGCGACGCCGCCGUGGCCAUACUCGCUCAGGACGCCAAGCACUUCAUCAACGACGACGGCGAGAUGGCCGAGGGGGACGACUUCUUCUCCGCCUGGGGUCGGGGCAUGUGGGCCGCGAGCUCUAGCGAGGAUCCGCACCGGGGUACGCGCCGGUCCCUGGGAUACGAGAGCAUCCGCGGGGGAGGCAGCGACGCCAACACCAGCAGCAACGGCGACGGCACGGCGAGGAAACCCGUCGCCAGGGGCGCCACGGCGGGAUACGUCCCCACGCCGCCGCCGCCGAUGCCGCCGCCGCCGGUACCCCCCCAUAGCCACAGCCACAACCACAGCCACAGCCACAGCCACAGCCACAGCCACUCGUCCAGCUUCAACUCGACGCCGGGGUACAUCCACCCCAUCAUGGAGGAUGACGAAGAGGACCGGCACGACGACGCCCAGAGCUCGCCACGCACGCCGGCGUCGGAGGCGGCCUCGGACCCCUUCAUCACGCCGACGGCCAGUCUCACGGCCGAGGCGAGGAGGUACGACGCCGACGUGCAGGACUGGGUGACGGACGUCGACGCGGACGCGCUGAUGGCGAGGAUGGGCGCCGGGCGCGCCGGGCGCGUCUCGCCCACGAGACGGGACAGUGCCGGACCGGCUCUCCGCGACGACGACUCCAGGACAGGGUCCGGCCUGUCGGAAGGGUCGUCCUUCAUCCGCGUGGGCGACGUGCGUCACACGCCCACGAGUCGCAGGGCCAACCUGUCGACGAUCCUGAGCGGAGGGUCGACGAUCCUGGGAGGAUCCACGCUGCUCGCGUCGUCGGACAAGCCCGGCAGCUCCGGAGCGAGCAGCUACAACACUGCCAAGAGCAGCUUCGGCGCCCUCCAGCAGGAAGCGCCCGGUCUGCUCAUGCGCAGCGCCAGCGUCAGGAAUAACGACGAUGACGACGGCGACAGCAACCACAACCACAACGCCAACGCCAGCGCCAACGCCACCGGAACCAGCUACCAGUAUGCGCAGCAGGAAGACGCCGAGGACCCGCAACCGCCGGGCUCGCCGUCCAAGUCGAAGCCGAGGAGAGGGUGGCUAGGAUCCCUGCGACGCGUCUUCUCGACGUCCGGGACGCACGAUCCGAUACAAGACGCGGCGGACGACGGCACAUCGCCGUACUUCUGGGAGAACCAGCAGUACGGGGCGAGCGAGGACGUGGAGCCGCCGUCGCUGGCGGGCAGGCUCAACAGCGAGCUGCUGCGGCGCAAGCAGGGCCGGUACGACUGGGAGGGUGGGACGGCUCCGACCAGCUACAGACGUCCCGGGACGGCGGGGAGCGGCAGGGUGAAGGGGAACGAUGAUGGUAACGAGCAGGGGGAAUGGGACAUUGAGCGUGCCGUCGAGCAGAGGAUGGUGCAGGUCAUGUUUACCGUUCCCAAGGAGAGGCUGCGCGUCGUCAACGCCGAUGAGGUCUAUUCAGACGACGACGACGACGACGAUGACAGUUUCCUAGGAGAGAAGGCUCUGUCUCUGAGAAGGAAAAGGACAAGAUCUGAUGAGAUUCAAAAGCAGAUGCAGAUGCAGCAGCAGCAGCAGCAGCAGCAGCAGCAGCAGCGGUGGCGGCAGGAGCGAGGAGAGGAAGGAGAAGAAGAAGAAGAAGAAGAAGAAGAAGCGGCAACGGUCAUGGAGAUAGCCACGAGUCGACAACCAAGGACGCCAAAAGUUUUCGUUUCCAAUGAAGAAGAGGAAGAGGGGGAAGGGGAGGAGGCUGACCUGGCCACGACAGCUGCCACGACAACAACAGCCGACACCGCAGACACCACAGACACCGAAGACGCCGCUGACGCCGCUGACGCCGGCACACAAGAGGUUGGCAGACAGCCUGUUCCUGGACGUCGACCCACUCACCGGGGAGAGGAGGAUAUCCAUGUCUACCAUGUCGGAAUCCAGCGCUGUCAUGGAGACGGCGCAGACGAUGACGGUCAGGAAACCGGAGCAGAGGCCGACGAGGGUCCUCAGGAUGGUGGCGAGUAUCGAGAGUUCGGCUUCGGCUUCGAGCCAGGGGGGUAG
This is a messenger RNA of Geosmithia morbida, 3477 nucleotides long. RefSeq lists its product as uncharacterized. The record is from RefSeq and is a predicted model, not a curated record. The transcript is spliced from 2 exons. Gene Ontology annotation, molecular function: protein binding. NCBI's taxonomy places the organism in Eukaryota, Fungi, Ascomycota, Sordariomycetes, Hypocreales, Bionectriaceae. Bases 1 to 3477 code for a protein of 1158 amino acids.